GAGAAAUGAAAUUCACAAGGCUGUGUCUCAUUGCACCGGUUCUGGCAACUGACUGACAGAAAUGAGCAGUCUAUGUGCUGCUGACUUAGAAGCAUUUUUUGGAAGAAGCAUCAUCGGGAAGCAAGUAUGCCUACUGGGCUGGGCCCCUGAAAAGCUUCUCUAUAAAAGCCGGACCAAGAGUUUUUAAAGGCAGAACUGAGCAAGUCUCACUGAACAGAGACGGAGCGCCACGAGAGUUGAACAGCUUGGAGAGGACCACGCCUUCCUACCCUGAGCCGAGGAUGCUGUGCCGCUUGCAUCUCACCGCGCCACGCAGUCCCUUGCGCAGCCGUGCCCUUUGGCCGAGCCCUGGCUCUCUCUUUGAGGAACUGGAGCGAGAGAUGGAUGCCGUCUGGGACUUGCUGAGCGGUCACUGGCAGCCUGCAGUGAGCAGCCCUGAUUCUGCCCGGAGCACAGUCACAGCAAACCCUGCUGAAGCAUUUGCAGUGACCCAAGAUAUGGCUGGGUUUGACCCCAGGGAGUUGGUGGUCAAGCUGGUUGGGGAGAAAGUGGUGCUCACGGGCAAGAAGGCCACACAGACUCCCAAUGGCCCCUUCCGCUACGAGCUGUUCCGGAGGGAGUGGGAUGUACCUGAGAAUGUGGACCGAGACCGCCUGACCUGCUCUAUUUCUAGAGAGGGACAACUGCGAAUUGAAGCCCCAUCCAUGGCGUCGGAACCCGCAGCAAGGACAGUGCCCAUUGAGGUUGGCCAGUCGGGGAACAGCGCACAAGCCGGGCCGGAAUCAGGAGGUGCCGAAGAUACCAGGGCCAAAGCAUGACAGACUGAAUGGGAAAGACUUUUUUCUUUAACAAAAAAAAGUUUCUAGAAACUACCAAUGGCUAUGUUCUGCUAAUAAAUAUCCUUUUAAUAUGUUUGUG
Messenger RNA from Eublepharis macularius, 918 nucleotides. Its product is annotated as heat shock protein 30-like. The record is from RefSeq and is a predicted model, not a curated record. Gene Ontology annotation, molecular function: protein folding chaperone. The coding region runs from base 282 to 818 and encodes 178 amino acids. Gene Ontology annotation, biological process: response to heat; protein refolding. The transcript has a single exon. NCBI's taxonomy places the organism in Eukaryota, Metazoa, Chordata, Lepidosauria, Squamata, Eublepharidae.